Molecule: messenger RNA, 618 nt
Organism: Spodoptera littoralis (African cotton leafworm)
Lineage: Eukaryota; Metazoa; Arthropoda; Insecta; Lepidoptera; Noctuidae
Source: the annotation of a GenBank genome assembly
AUGCUUCGGUUGUGUGCGCUUGUUCUGCUAGGCUGUGUGAACAAUUUCAUUGCCUCGCCUUUGCAUUCUGACGUACCUAAAACCUUUUUGGAACAUGAAGUCGUGCCCGAUGUGUUAUCUGUGGCGCCUGCUGAAUAUUUGACCGUAAAAUUCCCGAGUGGUGCAGAAGUGAAUGGUGGCAACGUGCUAACUCCUACCCUGGUGAAGGACCUCCCCUCACUCUCGUGGAAUGCAAACCCUGACCUCUUCUAUACUGUUGUGAACACUGACCCCGACGCUCCCUCUCGUGCAGAGCCAGUAUGGCGGGAGUUUGCCCACUGGCUGGUGGGCAACGUGCCAGGAGAUGACAUCGCGUCAGGAGACCAGCUAAUGCAGUACUUCGGAGCCGGACCAUCACUCGGCAGCGGCCUGCAUCGCUAUGUGUUCCUAGUCUACCAACAACCAGCUAAACUGGAUUUUGACGAGCCUAGGAUAAAUUUAACAGCAGCAAACCGUGAUUACUUCUCGAUCGCCAACUUCGCCAAGAAGUACAACUUGGGAGAUCCCAUCGCGGGCAACUUGUACCAAGCUGAGUACGACGAUUACGUGCCGAUUUUGUACGAACAACUCGGCAUUUAA